CUUCUAAUCCUCACACAAAUCUCUCUCUUUCUCUCUCUCUCUCUCUCUCUCUCUCUCUCUCUCUCUCUCUCUCUCUCUCUCUCUCUACACAACCAUGCAUUCACCAACAUAUGGAUCCGACCUAACAACACAACCAAACACAACCUUUGUACAAGCAGACCCAUCAAAUUUCCGACAAGUUGUUCAAAAACUAACCGGAGCAUCACAAGACCCAUCAGCCCAAAAACUCCCACUAACACUCCCAUCUCGUCUAACAGCCCAAGCCCAAGCCCAAGCCCACCGUCCUCUACCAACAACCACCAUGGAACCACCAAUGGGCUUAAAAAAACCCAACUUCAAACUCCACGAACGCCGUUCUAAAAAACUCCAACUCAACGUGUCGGAAAAUCCCAUGAUGUUCCAAAACAACAACAACAAUAACAACAUGCGAAGUGUUGUUAUGGCUUCACCAGUUUCACCAUUGGAAUAUUACUAUAGCCCAAAAUCACCACAUGAAAAUGAAGAAAAAGAAGAAGAAAAAGUUAUAGCUGAAAAAGGUUUCUAUUUGCACCCCUCUCCUAGAGCUUCUCAGCAACAACCACCUGCACUUUUACCUCUUUUUCCUUUGCAUUCUCCUUCCUCUCAAUCUCAUUCUUAAUUAAUAUAAAUAAUUAAUGUUGUAUUUUUUUUUUGGGAGUUGAUUGUAUUUUUUUUAAUUUUAUUUUUGCAAUUAUAAUUAAUUAACUACUAAUUAUUUUAUUUUGCUAGAUUGAUUUUUUUCUUUAAUUAGAGAUGUACUUUUAUUAUGUAUUGCGUGUGUCAGUCAGUGUGUGUAGCUGUACUGUGAAUAAAUACUGUUCUGUUGAUUCUACGUUGACGAGUUUGGUUUUUCUCA
Medicago truncatula (barrel medic) is the source of this 874-nucleotide messenger RNA. Its product is annotated as VQ motif-containing protein 11. Bases 95 to 637 code for a protein of 180 amino acids. Lineage: Eukaryota; Viridiplantae; Streptophyta; Magnoliopsida; Fabales; Fabaceae. The record is from RefSeq and is a predicted model, not a curated record. The transcript is spliced from 2 exons.